GAUGUACAGAGCAUCAGGGUUUUCUACAAAGUGAGAGAAGGUGGUGUCUGUCAGAUCAGGCAGACUGGUUCUGCUGAGAAGGAUUUUUCAUUGAUCAAGCAAUUGCCUGUUGAGAAUUCAGAGGAUGUUGUCUAUUAUAAAGAGUUAGGUCAUUUUGGAUAUAGUGAACUACCAAUCCCAGUAUACCAUCCAGAUCAUGGCAGUGAACUGAAACGGAUAUUAAGCUUGUUGUGCUUGAAGAUGAAAAAUAGGAUGGUUUGA
This is a messenger RNA of Ilex paraguariensis (yerba mate), 261 nucleotides long. Lineage: Eukaryota; Viridiplantae; Streptophyta; Magnoliopsida; Aquifoliales; Aquifoliaceae. The record is from the annotation of a GenBank genome assembly.